CUGACUUCUACUAACCGUUGUCCUUCUUCGGACUUAAAAUUUGGAGUUUCCAUAAUUUUGUGUUUUGCCUUUGUGGUGAAACGCGUGUACGUAUAUGGCGAUAUGUAAUUGUAUCUCUCAGUGAAUGUGCUUGAGGCGUUCGGCUUCACACAGUAAAUGAAACGGACAUGCAUAUAUUUACAGCAAAAAUACAGUUGUAUACAAGCGGUCAUUGGUCAACAUUCGCGAAAUGUCGGUACUAUUACACGAGUGUCGGUACGCCGGUGAACGGAUUGGAUAACCACGUGAAGGACGAGAGUGGGAUGAGCACAACGCUGCUACUAGAGCUUCCUGAAGAAGAUCCAGAUGAACCAGUUCCAGAUGAACCGGAGCCAGAAGAGCCGUAGGACGAAGGCGAACCGCCGUACGAGUAAGAGCUGCCGGGUGAACUACCGUACGAUCCGCCGUAUCCCAUGGUGGUCAUUGGUCGCAUCGUUGUGGUGGUUGCUGCAGCGGUCGUCGUGGUCGCUGCCGCGGUAGUAGUGGUGGCGGCCAUAGUAGUCGUAGUCGCAGCAGCAGUCGUGGUGGUGGCUGCAGCAGUGGUUGUCGUAGCCGCCAUUGUGGUCGUUGUGACUACCGGCAUCAUCGUGGUUGUUGUCGCUACCAUCGUUGUGCCUGUUACAGGGCCGUAUACGCUUCCAUAGUAUGCAGAAGCUGGACUGGGAGCGCUGGGAGUCGGGCUGGAAGGCGAGCCGUAACUGGACUGCAUCGGGGAUGCGCCGUAUCCAGAUGGACUGGACGGUGUCAUGCUGGGCGGGGAAGCCGGCGAUGACCCGUACCCGGAUGACGGCGGGCUGGGAUUGCUUCCGUAAGACGAUGGCGGGCUGGGAUUGCUGCCGUACGACGACGGAGCCAUUGGUACCGGGCUCGACGGGCUGGGUGUCAUAGUCGCUGGAGGUGAGGGUGCCGAGUAACUGGAACCACCGUAACUAGCCGGUGGCGUCAUCGGCGAGGGCGCGCUACCAUACGACGAUGAUGGAGUGGGAGCGCUAGGCUGCGGCGCGGGGUUACUGCCGUAACUUGAUGGUGGACUUGGAUUGCUGCCAUACGACGAAGGCGGACUGGGUGCCAUUGUGGCGGGCGGCGACGGGGAACCGUAGCUGGCCGGUGGCGUCAUGGGUGACGGAACACUUCCAUAACCCGAUGACGGCGGGCUGGGGCUCGGCGGAGCCGGCGCCGGAGGCUGCGGAGCGGGAUUGGGGGAUGGUGAAUAAGAACCACCGUAAGCCGCCGGUGGAGUCAUCGCUGGAGGAGUGCCGGCAGGCGGAGUCAUGGCUGGAGGAGAGCUUCCAUAGCUCGAUGUUGGUGGACUGGGGCUAGGUGGAGUCGGUGCCGGUGGUUGCGGUGCCGGAUUGCUUCCGUAGCUCGAGGGCGGGCUCGGAUUGCUACCGUACGACGAAGACGGACUGGGCGUCAUGGGGACCGGAGUAGGUGCCAUCGUGGCGGGUGGUGAAGGGGAACCGUAGCUACUGGCAGGCGGGGUCAUGGCAGGUGGCGUCAUGGCUGGUGGCGUCAUGGCUGGUGGUGUCAUGGCUGGCGGAGAACUGCCGUAGCCCGAUGAUGGCGGGCUUGGGCUGGGUGGAGACGGUGCCGGUGGCUGAGGCGCAGGAUUGCUUCCAUAGCUAGAGGAUGGUGGCGACAUCGGAGAGCUUCCGUAACCCGAUGGUUGGUUAGGCGCCAUCGUCACCGCUGUGGGCGCUCUCGUGGUCGGCUGUGGCGAUGGUGCGGAAUAGCUGGAUCCACCGUAGCUGGCCGGUGGAGUCAUUGCUGGCGGAGUCAUUGCUGGAGGAGUCAUUGCUGGAGGAGUCAUUGCGGGGGGAGUCAUCGCUGGAGGAGAGCUGCCAUAACUGGAUGGUGGAGACGGUGAUGGAGGUUGUGGCGAUGGUGCGGAAUAGCUGGAUCCACCGUAGCUGGCCGGUGGAGUCAUUGCUGGCGGAGAACUGGCCGGCGGGGUCAUCGCUGGAGGAGUCAUCGCUGGAGGAGUCAUUGCGGGGGGAGUCAUCGCUGGAGGAGAACUACCAUAACUGGAUGGUGGAGACGGUGACGGAGGUUGUGGUGAUGGGUUGCUUCCGUAGCUGGAAGGCGGUGACAUUGGUGAACUUCCAUAACUUGGAGACGGUACAUUUGGCGCUGGUGUGACAGCUGGUGGUGCCAUGGUGGCAGGAGGCGAGGGGACUGGUGCUGAACCGUACGAUGAGCCAUACUGGCGGGCUUCCGUUUAAUACCGCGCAUGUCUGCAGCUUUGUCAUUUCCACAUACCUGCGCAGGCGACCAGCGUGACGCCGCUGUCCGGAAAGCUGCAACGCUGUUUUCGUACUUUCCAGACUAUUCGGAAGAGGAACUGAAACCUUGGCGGCAACUGAUUCAUACUUACAGUGCUAACUGGUCUGGUAUGCAUCAAGGACCGGAAAUGGUUUCUCUAAGCAUUAUCCCGGAUGAGGGCUACAACAGUCGUCUGAUACCGGAUCGACCGUACCGAGGUCAUGGCCCGGUCUGUCUAAACAGCGGCAGUCCGCUGGUCAAUCGAACUUGUUGGUAUGUGGAACUUGAUGUUAUUGCGAGCUACGAUAUCCCCUGCGCUGGAUGCCAGUUUGAAAACGACAUUGAAGAACGGCCACGUUACCAUUUACGCUGCAGUCUAGCCCAUGUGGACAGUCAUAUCCGUGUGAAGAAAUUUAAACUCUCCACCCUGGACGGGCUGUGGAUGAUGGAGUUCGAGGGAGAGGAAAUGCCGCUGGUCUCCACCGGCCCCGAUAUGCUGGACUCGUAUUACACGAUGAACACCAGUAGUUUCGGCCGGAGCAGUACACUGAUCUGUCUGCCACAGGACGCCUGGACCACACAUCCGAUAUUCAGCGGCGACACGGCCCUGCGUCUGGAUAUCGUGGUUAUGCCGGCGUUGCGGGAAGCCGACAUCCUCCGCAUUAUUAUGCGCGAUCAGAAAAUUGAUGUGCAAAAUCACACGGGACUACGGAUGCUGAUGGAGAAGUACCGGCAGUUAGUGCGUGACCCGGAUUCUGGGAAUUUCACCUUGCUGCUGGAGGACGGAACGGUGUUGCGGUGUGAGAAGAAAAUUCUGGCGCUGUGCUCGGAUUACUUUGACGCUAUGCUUAAGCAUAGCAGCCGCGAGACCAACGAGAACCAAGCGGUCAUUCGGAAGUUUUCCCUGGAUGUGGUCAUGGAGUUUCUGAUUUUUGCGUACACGGGUGAAUGUCCGUCCAUGGGAAAAUAUGCGGAAGAGGUUCUGGAGCUUGCGGAUAUGUAUCAGGUUAAGGGACUGAAAGAAAAAGCCGAAAAGAGUCUGAUGAAGCGACUUAGUAAAGGCAAUUGUAUGAAAAUCCUGGGCUUGGCUUUCACGUACAGCUGUCGGCGUUUGGUGGCGCCGGCCUUCAUCAUGUUCAAAGCGUUCGGCUAUGAGCUGUCACAUGAGGAGCAGUUUUGGGACUUCAAUCUCAAAUACGCUGAAGAACUGAGAAUGUUGGAUGUCUUUUGGUUUGAUCCGCUCUUCGGGAAUAUUCCAAUAAAGGAAAACUAAAAAUAUUGUAUGGCUUAGAUUAAAUCGCGAACAUUGUUUUUAUAAAGCUUUGAUUGGUUUCUGGGAAUAUCCCUUCAUGACCGGCGUCGCUACUUGUUACUGCUAUCUGACUUUGUUAAGCAGGAAAUUUUUACCGCUUUUUUUAAAAUAUUUCUACUGCAGGGCGAUUACAUAGAAGAAUACUUGUAUUUGGCGGAUUAUGACAGGACUAGAGCAGGACAACUAUAGAUAUUUACGUAUAACAUCGUUUGCACGGUUGCACCUACCCAAUCAACAAAUCCAGAUUUACACUUUUGAGUGAUGUGACCACUUGAAGUUUUGGAGCUUAAAGCCAGAACAAUGAAUACGAUUAAGGAUGAACGGUAAUUACUUAUUAUUCCGAUUGUUUAUCGGUCGAUUGUUAACCGUAGAUGAGUAAUUUACCGCAAUUUUACUCGUAUAAAAAACGAUCUAAAAAAGUGCCGAAUUCAAACCAAGAAACAAUUCGCAUACAAAUACAAUGCUGCUCGUUUUCUAGGAAAAUUCAAAAAUUAAUGACAUCAUC
This is a messenger RNA of Paramacrobiotus metropolitanus, 4118 nucleotides long. RefSeq lists its product as uncharacterized. NCBI's taxonomy places the organism in Eukaryota, Metazoa, Tardigrada, Eutardigrada, Parachela, Macrobiotidae. Gene Ontology annotation, cellular component: cytoplasm; nucleus. The record is from RefSeq and is a predicted model, not a curated record. The transcript is spliced from 3 exons. Gene Ontology annotation, biological process: proteasome-mediated ubiquitin-dependent protein catabolic process; regulation of proteolysis. Bases 2270 to 3574 code for a protein of 434 amino acids. Gene Ontology annotation, molecular function: ubiquitin protein ligase binding.